AUGCUGGGCGUGCUGUACAUGGACCCGUUCGAGCGGCCCGGGAAGGCGGUACAGUCCGCGCAGUUCACACUGCAGGGGUCCAAGGCGCUGGAGGGCGGCAGGCAGCAGGUGCCCAAGACGACGCUGGUGUAUGCGCUGCCCGUCGGGAUGCCUGGGCUGCCAAUGUCCUUCGCCGUCACGUUCAUGCACGAGAUCGGGCACGCGGUGCACUCGCUGCUCUCCGCGACCUCCUUCCAGCACCUCUCGGGGACGCGCGGCGCGGUGGACUUCGUGGAGUUCCCCUCCCACCUGUUCGAGCACUACGUGCUGGACCGAUCCGGGCUGCCUGUCCAGGUACGCCAGCCACUCCAAGACUGGGGCACCCAUCCCCACCGCGCUGCUGCGUAG
Messenger RNA from Prorocentrum cordatum, 387 nucleotides. NCBI's taxonomy places the organism in Eukaryota, Dinophyceae, Prorocentrales, Prorocentraceae. The record is from the annotation of a GenBank genome assembly.